Molecule: messenger RNA, 1611 nt
Organism: Paramecium tetraurelia
Lineage: Eukaryota; Ciliophora; Oligohymenophorea; Peniculida; Parameciidae
Exons: 2
Biological process (GO): regulation of gene expression
Molecular function (GO): RNA polymerase II cis-regulatory region sequence-specific DNA binding; chromatin DNA binding
Source: RefSeq, a predicted model, not a curated record
AUGCUUUACAAAAAUGGUCAAAUAAUUUUUGAAAAGGUCAAAUAAGAUGGAGGAUUUAUCAAAGUCUAUUGUUAAAAAGAGUUACCAUAAUAUUUGAUUGAAGAUAACUGGGUAGACAUGUACAAAACAAAAAUAAUCUCGUAUGAAUAUAACUAAAUUGUCAAUGCUCUAUUAAUAUAGAAACCACAUUAUUGUUCUGUUACUGAAGUUUUAGAUAUUUGGAAUUUGGAUUCACUAGCUUGGCGCACUUCUUAAGUCUACAUAAUCAGUGUUCCUUCUGAAAUGACAGAAAUCCUGACUUUGAAUUUCUCUCUUCCAUAAAUUAAAUAAAGUCAUGGUUUCACAAAAGUAGAGGUUGAAACCAAUAUGGAAGGGAGUAGAAAAAUCAUUCAGGAAAUGCAAGUCUCUCAGUUAAUAGAAAAGAUCUAAGAAGAAUAAUCUUAAAAUAGAACUCCUUACUUUACAACUUUUAAUCUUCAUAAAAAGGCAAAGGAAAUCAAACAUAUUAAGAAUUUCUUGCCGAAAUCCAUCAGACCUUAGGGCAAAAAUGAUGUAUUGAGUUAUAUGAGAAACGAAAUUCCAAGCAUUAAUAUUCCUUAGUUUGAGAUUAGAUAUCGUUGUAAUUGGAGAAGUCCAUCAAAGGACUAAAUGUGUUUUACUUAAGUUAAUUUAAAUCUUGGUCCAAAUUCCUGUUUAUGGAUUACUAUUGAUAAAGAGAAUGUAGCAGAACUAAGGUAGAAGAUAAUUUAGAUUGAGAAAAUAGAUAUUUUUAAUGAAGAUAAGGUUUGGUUCAAAGAUGCAGACUACUUUUUACUUAAUAACAUACCAUUUAGAUAUUUUGUUCAAAAUGAAGGAGAUUUAGUUGUUCUUAGUCCAGGCACCUUUAGUUGGCAAAAAUGCGAAGGUUUGUGUAUGAGUUGCUCUUGGAAUUAGGCAACUUUGGAUGAAAACUCCUUGAAAACUAUAAUUGAUUAAGAGAAAAUCUUAACAGAAUUAAAUUUUAUCAGCAGAGUUCCAUACAGAAAUUUAAUACUUGAUGUAGUGAUACAUGAAAAUUCUUUGGAUCAAACAUUACUCAACUACCUUAGAUCAGAACUACAAUAAUUUAUAUUUGAAGAAAAUCAAAAUUUAUAAUCAUUAAAUCAAAAAAAUGCACCUGUAUUCUAAGAAAAAAGAGAGAAUUUAUUUUGUACUAAAUGUAAGAGAGAAUUAUUUAUAUAUUUUUAUGAAGAAGACUAAAAUUGUCUAUGUUUAAUAUGCUUGAAAGAACAUUAAAAUAUUAAUAAUUCAAAUAUCAAAUAGAAGUAUAGAUUUCAAUGUUUGAAUUUUUUGAUAGGCUCACAAUUAUCGAGUUGCAAUAUUGAAUUUUGUUCGAAUUACACUGGAAAAACUAAAUGCACUAUAAAAGUUGAUGAAUAAUAAAACUACAAAAAUAAGGUUAAUAAAAAAGGGUUAAUCAAACCAUAAUCUGAAAAUAAUGGAAAAAAUAAAAUUUUAGAGCCCUUAGCUGAAAAUGCGAUGGAAUCAUCAGAGGAAGAAAACCCAAAAAGAAAAAAUAAGAAAUAAGAUAUCUAUAAAGGAUAAAAAUUUUUAAAACAAAAAAAAUUAUGA